AUGACGUGGCAUAUUCCGGCCUUUUAUGCCAUGAGAGGUUCAAGCAUUGUUUUUGUUUUCGAUUUCGAUAAAACGAUUAUCGAUUGUGAUAGAGAUAAUUGGGUGGUGGAUGAGUUUGGUGCCACCGAAUUGUUCGAACAACUUCUUCCUACAAUGCCGUGGAACUCUCUCAUGGAUCGAAUGAUGAAAGAACUUCAUUCGCAAGGAACCAGAGUUGAGGAUAUUGUAGCUGUUUUGAAAAGAGCUCCUAUACACCCUCGAAUCAUCGAAGCCAUUAAAUUGGCUUAUGCUUUAGGAUGUGACUUGAAGAUUGUGAGCGACGCAAACACGUUCUUCAUCGAGACAAUUUUGAAACAUCGUGGCCUGGAAGAAUGUUUCUCGGAGAUCCAUAUAAACCUUGGUUUUGUGGAUGAAGAAGGCAGGCUAAGGAUAUUCCCUCACCAUGAUUUCACCAAAUCUUCUCAUGGAUGUAUUCACUCCAUCUUCCCUCCAAAUAUGUGCAAGCUUGGUGAUGGAGACUAUGUAAUGCCAAGGAAUGGUUUCCCUGUUUGGGACUUGAUUUGCAAAAACAGGAGCCUAAUAAAGGCACAGGUAUGGGAAUGGAGCAAUGGGGAGGACUUUGCAAAUGUGUUGCUCCACCUUAUUUCCAUUCCCAGAAACAUCACUAGUGCCCAACUCCAUUCAGUUGACUGCAAACUAGAAACAAUGCAGUUGUCAGCCGCGGCUAACGCUGACCAUUCCCUUCAUGUUAUUCAUUAA
Hibiscus syriacus is the source of this 759-nucleotide messenger RNA. Its product is annotated as inorganic pyrophosphatase 2-like. NCBI's taxonomy places the organism in Eukaryota, Viridiplantae, Streptophyta, Magnoliopsida, Malvales, Malvaceae. The transcript has 5 exons. Gene Ontology annotation, molecular function: phosphatase activity. The record is from RefSeq and is a predicted model, not a curated record. The coding region runs from base 1 to 759 and encodes 252 amino acids.